UAAGGUCACAUGCAUCCUACCUCCUAUUUCUAAUGAUCCAGAAGAUGAUGUUUGCAUGGGAGACGAAGCUAAUAAAGAUCUGGAUGACAUGGCCGAUUUAUCCAAGAGAGGUUAUAAGUUUAAAAUUAGAGAUUGGCGAAACAUGUCAGUAGACCUAUACGGUGCUAAUGAAGAAAUAAGAAGAGCAUCUUUACUGUUUGGGAAUGGAGGGAUGAGUCAAGCUUCUACUUCGUAUCAGGAGGAGUCUUUGGAAUCAAAGAUCAACAGAAUCAGCGAGAUGGUGGGAGAUAAUUUAAGGAUCAUGAACGAUCGUUUGUGUUUGAUUGAAAAAGACAGGAAACAGAUUAAAGAACGUGUGACAAACCUAGAGAAACUACAAAGAGUUACUUCAUAUGAAACUCCAAACAAUGAGACUGACACAACUCCAUUUCAUGAGACGGCUUCCAGACAAGGUGAAGCCAAUGCAGAUCAAGCAGAUGAACAACUUAACAAUGAGGAUACACGAGAGCCUAUGAAUGAGAUCACGAAAGAGACACCUGGUUCUCCAAUAGCUCAACAGAAUAUUGAGACUCCAGUCCUUACUCCAAUUCAGACGCAGCAGGAGACUCACGAGCUUAUGAAUGAGAUCAUUUCACCAAACAUUUCCGACACACAGCCAAAUACCCGAGCUCGCAGAAAUCUUUUAACAGAGCAAAAUAAGGAUGUAGAAAGCAGAGUUCAAAAUCCCUUUGAGAUCGGAGCAAAUGUGGAGAUUUCAUCACAAGAUGACAAUACUUGUCAUAAAUGGUAUCCAGGAAAUGUGUUGGCAACAUAUUUGGUUGAUGGGGUUGAGAUGGUGAAAGUUGAGUACUUCGUCCCGUCUCUGGACGAAAAGAAGAGGAAAAGGAGUGUUGAGACACGUGUAUCAAUUGACAGAAUACGUCCUCAACCACCACCUGAGAGAUCUGGAGCGAAGAAAAGUUAUGAGCUAAUGCAGGACGUGGAGGCGUUCGACAAUGGUGCCUGGUGCGCUGGAAAAGUUAAAGUCAUUUUGUUUGAUGGCUCGUGUUUUGUCUCUUUGAACAAUUCUAAAGAACAAAUUUACUUCCACCAUUCUGAGAUGCGAAAACCAAGAAAAUGGGUAGAUGGUGUUUGGGAGAUGACAAAAAAGAUGGAAGAAGAGCAGACGCAGAGUGUGAAUCCAAGUGAAGGAGAUGGUGAUAAAAAGGGGAAGGCGAAGGCUGUCGCUUGUAAGAAAAAUGAAGCAGCUGGUCCAUCAGAAGAUGGUGUUGGGAAAAUGGCAAAAGAGAUAGAAGUAAAGCAGGGUAAGAGUGUGAAACCAAGUCAAGACGAUCAUGCAAAAAAGGGGAAGCCACAUGUUGGUAAGAAGAAGAAAGCAAAUGCUCAGCCAGUAGAUUUGCUUCCUUUUCUACAGCGAGAAGAGAAGAGGCCAAUACGACCUAGAAACCCUCCUAUACCUGUAACACCUGAGGUAAUCCUUCCAAUUGAUCCAUUUGUGACACCUGAAUUUCCUCGGUUUUCAAGGCUUACACACUGGAUGGAUCUACGGGGCAUAUAUCGUGUGUAAGCAACUUUUUGUCCUCGCAUAAAUAUUCCUAAUUUAUUUUGUAAAAGUUUCGAUUGAUACUAGUUAAUUUUAUCAACUACAGACCGUUUUAUAUCAAUGGAAAAGAAAUUGAAAAAGAGUUCUUUCAAAAAAUGGACGAUGCAGAAAACAAUCUCAACAAAGAGGUAAUCAACACUCUGUUCUGUCUUCUAUUUGAUUGUGUGAUAUGUUUAGGAAGAGGUUGAGUUGAGCUAUGCUAGAUGUCCAUGUUAUAGCAGUUCUAUAUGAAGUUUCUAACUAUAUUGUUACAUUGGCAGCACAUAAAUGUUGCAUUUGAAAUGCUAAAUUGUAAGAGGGUUGAGCAAGGUGCUUGGUUCCGCAACAACAAUCUUCCACCAGCAUGCUUUGUACCAGUCAAAUUCUUAGAAGAGGUUGGGUACGCUUAUGAAUCUGUCAGGAAGCCACAUAAGAAAAAAAAAAGUUAUUGGAGGGCUGUGUAGGCGAACUUGUGAAAGGUUUAAUACAUCCAAAGAAGGUAUGGCUGGAAGAUGUUGAUGUUAUAUAUGGUGUCAUUGAAGAUAAGUUGAGCUGUCACUAUAUUGGGGUGGAGAUACAAUUGAUGGACAACACAAUCACACUCUUCCAUUGUGGUCUUCCAAAAGCAAAUAUCAAACGUGCUCUUAAUCAAAUCCAAGAACUGGCAGGUAAAAAUAUUAGCUAAUUUAGAAAAUAAAAGUUUGUCACUUGCUGCUUGUGAUUGUGAUGCAUUUUUACAUAUUCAUUUUGUUGUCUGUUGGUGAUUGAUUUAUUGUAUAAUUUUGGGUAUUUAUGACAGUGUUGAUUAGUGCCAUAAAGAUGGAACUUCUUGGUGAAGAGGUUAAUUUCGAAGAUAUCAGUCCAUUUGAAGUUAAGUUUGCAGAAGGGCUUCCAAAGACAAAAUUUCCAUACAACUGUGGUAUUUUUGUUGUGAAGAUGCUGGAAUGCAGGUCACUGGGAUUGAAGAGCAUGGCUAAUAUAAAUGAUGAAACUGCGAUGGACUUACGAAGCAAGCUAUGUUGUGAGAUCUUCGACCAGUUUAUGGAUAAAGAUUUCCAGGAAGGUCAAAGGAAGUGAAAAUGUCAUAUUUGUUCUGUUUUCUACACUGUUUUUCUACUUUGAUAUUAAUUAUCCCUAACGUUUAAGUUUAAGUUUGUAAUGAAUUAUCCCUAACGUUUUUUUCAUUUAGAUUGUUAUUGAAAAAUUUUUAGGAUGUAUUGAUGAAUUGUCAAAUGCUUAUGGUACUUUUAGGAUGGGUUUCCAGAAAAAGAGUGAGAAAGCAAAAUGCACCAAAGCCUAGCAUAUUCCUUUAAAGUUUACAAAAAAAAUGAAAAAGAAAGUGAUCCGAUGUUGAUUGAACUCGUGAACUCUCGAAAGAUGAAUCAAAGUGUGCAGCCGCUGUGCCAAGGGUGUUAUACUUGCCAAAAGAUAUAAUAAAACGAUAAUAACUUGUAACUUUUGAAUAUUUAAUUAAAAACAGAAAAAAGUGAAAAUAUACACAACGGGAAUCGAACACGGCUUAUUGUGUGAUAAGGGUACACUAAGAGUAGAAGGGCUUGCCACUAGGCUAUGGUGGAUAUUCGAUAUCAGAGUAAAUGUGAACUUAUUUAUUCACAGACGAUAGAUUUAUAUGAUCUGGAUAUCAUUUUAAGUAUUCAGGAUAGCUUUCCAAAAACAAAUUCCUUUAAAGUUUACAAAAAAAAAAUGAAAAAGAAUGUGAUCUGAUGUUGAUUGAACUCGUGAACUCUCGAUAGAUUAAUCCAAGUGUGCAGCCGUUGUACCAAGGGUCUUAUACUUGCCAAAAGCUACAAUAAAACGAAAAUAACGUUUGAAUAUUUAAUUAAAAACAAAAAAAAAUGUGAGUAUACACAACGGGGAUCGAACACGACUUAUUGUGUGAUAAGGGUACACUAAGAGUAGAAGGGCUUGCCACUAGGCUACGUUGGAUAUUCGAUAACAGAGUAAAUGUGAACUCAUUUAUUCACAGACGAUAGAUUUAUAUAAUCUGGAUAUCAUUUUAUGUAUUCAGGAUGGCUUUCCAAAAACAAAUAAGCAAAUCAGAUAACCAAGUUAUAAGAACACUAGGCCAAACCAUUACAAAAUAGUGAAAAACAUUGAACAAGUUUUUUAUUUAGGUUGUUAAUUGAAGAAACAACACAAGAGAAACAAAAGUGCUUAUUCAUUUAAAAUAAAAACUGAAAAUCAAACAUAAUGUGGUCCUUAAAAACAUAAAAA
Molecule: messenger RNA, 3817 nt
Organism: Brassica rapa (field mustard)
Lineage: Eukaryota; Viridiplantae; Streptophyta; Magnoliopsida; Brassicales; Brassicaceae
Source: RefSeq, a predicted model, not a curated record